Messenger RNA from Telopea speciosissima, 1884 nucleotides. RefSeq names its product protein LATERAL ROOT PRIMORDIUM 1-like. The record is from RefSeq and is a predicted model, not a curated record. Gene Ontology annotation, molecular function: DNA-binding transcription factor activity; DNA binding. Lineage: Eukaryota; Viridiplantae; Streptophyta; Magnoliopsida; Proteales; Proteaceae. The transcript is spliced from 2 exons. Gene Ontology annotation, biological process: positive regulation of DNA-templated transcription. Gene Ontology annotation, cellular component: nucleus. The coding region runs from base 619 to 1722 and encodes 367 amino acids.
CUUUCUCUCUUUCUUUCGCUCUCGCUCUCUGGGCUGGAAGCUCAGUAGGCUCUGAAGCCUUUUUCUACAGAAAAAGUCAGUGGCAGAAACAACAUCAGUAGUAGCAGAAGCAGGUUCAGAAGUUGUAGUAUAGUAUAGUAAUAGAGAGAGAGAAGGGAAAAAAAAGGGGACCCAAGAGAGGAUAAUCUUUCACUCUCUCUUCUCUUUCACACACAGAAGGAAUUUCAGAAUCCCCACUAUAGAUACACAGUGGUAGAUAGUUUGGGUUGUUAGAUUAAGAACACCAGAGACAAGAUUACAGAAAUUUUCCUCUUUUUUCAACUUUUCUUUUUGGGAAAAUAAUAUUACCAAAAAAAAAUAAAUAAUCCAUCGAAAUUGGAUUUUGAUUGCUUAUCAGAAUCCGCAGUUGUGGCUACUACAAGGAGGUUCCCUUCGGAUUCCGGAGCUUUUGCAGACUGGGUGGCUUCAUCCUCUUCUGCCGGUCGUGCAGACGACCUUUCCCUCGGUUUCAAUGCCGCACCUGCUACCGUUGGUGCCGGAAAUGGAGCCGGAACCGCCUCUGCUCCUUGGUCUUCCGCCUCGACACGGCAUCAAAUCAAUUAUGGCCUUCCGCAGGAGAUGGGUAUGGUGGGUCUUCGAGAUGUAUUCCUUGUUGCUCCCGCAUCAUCGUUUCAUCACAACACACAACACCAAGAUCCCAUGAUCUCCGACCACCACCAUCACCAUCACCAUCACCACCAGAUUAACAAUUCCAACACUGCUGCCGCAACCACUCUUGGCGUUGGUGUUGGUGUCGGCGUAAUCCCUCUCCUCACUGCCACUCCUUGUCUUCCUUCUUCCGGCAACAUAGGAAUCGACGACGAAGAUAAUGAUAACAUCAACAUCAACAUCAACAACAACAAUCGUAGUAGCAGUAGUAAUAGUAAAAUUCAGUUCUGGCAGAACCAGCAGAACCAGCAGAACAACUUCCUUAAGAAAUCCAUGUUUUUGGAUCAUACAAAUUCUGCUAAUUUUCUGAAUACCGGCGGUGGUGGUGGUGCAUCAAGCUCAGGCGGUGCUUUUGGUAUUACUGGCACUUCUUCAUCUUCUCCAACGUGCCAAGAUUGUGGAAACCAAGCCAAAAAGGACUGUAAUCACCGCCGGUGUAGGACUUGUUGCAAAAGCCGUGGUUUUGAUUGCCCAACUCAUGUGAAGAGCACGUGGGUUCCAGCAUCUCGGCGGCGUGAACGUCAGUUAUCUGCAGCGGUAGGAACAGCCGCUGGUGCUUCUUCUGGGUCUACCUCUGGGGUAAAGAAGCCAAGACUUAUCACUUCACAGACCACAACGACUUCACAUACUUCCACAUCUAAUAAUACUCCACCAAGAAGCUUUGAUACAAGCUCAAGCCAUCAAGAUGCGAGUUUUAGGGAAGCAUUGCCUGGUCAGAUACGGGCACCUGCAGUUUUCAAGUGCGUGCGGGUGACUGCCGUUGAUGAUGGUGAAGAUGAGUAUGCUUAUCAGGCUGUUGUGAAGAUUGGUGGCCAUGUCUUUAAAGGGUUCUUAUAUGAUCAGGGAGUGGAGGGGAGGGAUGGGUUUCCAAAUCUCUCUGAGUUGCACUUAGGUGGUGGUGGUGGGGGUGGAAGGAAUGGAGGUUCUUCGCCAAUCAUUGAUCCUUCAGAUGUUUAUGCUGCUUCUGGUGGUGGUUUGCUUGGAGGUACGGCUUAUGGUAACUCAAUAAAUUGAAGGGCUUGGAGGGCAAAGACAAUGUGGGUCUGGUUUACUUCCUUGUCCAACUGAUUGUUCGAUAGAAUGUCUCAGUAGAUCACUAUAGUAAUUCCUGUAAACUUGUUUUUACCAUGACUUCUGUUUUCUCUAUUGAUUCUCAAAAGCUUCUGCAUUAUUGAA